Polyodon spathula (Mississippi paddlefish) is the source of this 3305-nucleotide messenger RNA. Its product is annotated as exocyst complex component 3-like protein 4. The record is from RefSeq and is a predicted model, not a curated record. Gene Ontology annotation, molecular function: SNARE binding. Lineage: Eukaryota; Metazoa; Chordata; Actinopteri; Acipenseriformes; Polyodontidae. Gene Ontology annotation, cellular component: exocyst. Bases 116 to 2671 code for a protein of 851 amino acids. Gene Ontology annotation, biological process: exocyst localization; exocytosis. The transcript is spliced from 15 exons.
GAUUAGAGAAUGUGAAAGUAAAAGUCCAAGGGAGACAUUUUGUCAUGGUGGUUAAAUCUUCAACAGCGUACAGCUAUCUCAAAGCAGAGCAAGUGAGUGUGUUCGUUGGAUCGCAAUGGAUUCACUGGCUGACUGUGUGAAGGAGAAAGCCACGAUGUGCAGCACCAAUCCUUUUGAAGACACAGAAACCCUGGAGCAAGUUUCAUUACAGUCUAUGGAAAACAGAGGAGAAAAUCUUGAUUCAGCAGAGAAGUCUGAUGUGAUUGGUAAAUUAGGAUCAGAAUUAACUUCAGUUCCAAAUGGCAGUGAGGAGCCCAAGAGCCCAGAUGGACCAAAAUCUCUCUUAAAGAGAAGCAGCCUGGGCAGGCUGAGUUCAAGACUACGCUCUGGACUUGGGAAGGAUGGGGAGGGGAAACGAGAGCAGCGAAAAUCUGUCAGUGAAGAUCAGUCUGAACACAGGAAACUCUCAGGAUCAGAAUUAACUUCAGUUCCAAAUGGCAGUGAGGAGCCCAAGAGCCCAGAUGGACCAAAAUCUCUCUUAAAGAGAAGCAGCCUGGGCAGGCUGAGUUCCAGGCUACGCUCGGGACUUGGGAAGGAUGGGGAGGGGAAACAAGAGCAGCGAAAAUCUGUCAGUGAAGAUCAGUCUGAACACAGGAAACUCUCAGGACCAGAAUCAUCAGUCCCAGGUGACACUGAGGAGCCCAAAAGUCCAAAUGGAUCUUUGCCUCCAUUGAAGAGAGGUGGCUUGGGCAGGCUGAGCUCAAAGAUACUGUCUGGGCUCAGAAAGGAUGGGGAUGCUAAACAAGACUUGUUGAAAGCCAUUGCUGAAAUAAGAGCAGAGGAAGUUGACACGCCACUAAAACAUAAAGAACCUGAGGAGCCCCUGUCAGUCAUGGAAAUCCAUGAUCUAAUUAACAAGGGAGUCCUAGAAGAAGCUCAUAUACAUCUACUGCUGCUGAAAAAGGAGCUGGAUUCAGAGGCUUCAAAGACCGUGCAAGAAGGCACUCAGUCAGAACUGUUAAGGAAAACAAAGGACAUGGAGCUGCUCUGUGGCACGCUCAGGAAUAAGCUGAAAUCCAUUGUGAAAGACUCGCUGAACAACUCACAAGAUCUUCUGACCGAAGCUGUCCAAAUAAUAGUAGAGGAGGACAAACGAGAAUACGAUCCGUCCUAUUCUGAAGCCAGCUGUCUCAAAGGGCCCCAGAAAUGGAAGGAGCUGUGGAGAGAGGCUGUGCAAGAAGGCGUGCGGGACCGAAUUGCCAACGUCCCCAUCGCAAAAAGAGAGGACAACCAGUCGUGGCUGGCAGUGCACUUAGCACUCCUUGGGAAGUCUAUUGUUGAUGAUUUGGAGAGUGUGAAGACCGUGGUACAAAAGUGCUAUCCAGAGGACUUUGGCGUGUGCGACACUUACGUGUCAAGCUCUCAUCAAGAAGUUUCUUCACACUUGCAAAAGAUCAUGCAGCAAAAGCUUGAUGUGAACGAGUGGUAUGCCCUUUUGAACUGGACGAUCAACUGCUAUGAAAGUGAUAAAAUAAUGGGGAACCUUGUUUUGAAACCAGAAGUAAACACUGAAAAUAUGGAUCCUUUAUUAGAUAAAGAUACAUUGGAAAACAUGAAGACAAAUUACAGCACCGGGCUGCAGGUGCAACUGAAACAGUGUUUGGAGAAUAUGUUAAACAUUGAAUCAGAAAAAAACUGGGAAACCAAAGAUGAGCCUGAGAUACUGAAUGGCUAUUACCAUUCAGAAAUACAGAUCGAUAUAACCGAGAUGGUUCACAGGUAUGUUACGACUUCACGAGAAAUCGACACAGACUUGGAAGAGAGGGUUCUGUGCACCUGUUCAGAGGAGCUGAAACAUUUCUCACGACACUUCCACAAUACUUUCAUGGAAUGGAGAACUUCCUCCCCAAACUCUGCAUUACAAAAGAGUCUCUCCAUUGCUUACAUUAACAGCUUCAGCAACAUCAAAACUGAAAUGGACAAAUACAAAGAGAAAUGCCCGGCACAGAUAGAGCAAUUGAACAACGAGCUGGACAAAGUGAUCCAGGAUUUUGGAGCAAUGCUACUAGCUGAUUUUAUACAGGAGACAGAGCCGUAUUUUAGGAAAUUAAUGACAAAGAGGUGGCUUUCGUGUGAGGAUGAUUUUGAAAAGAUAAUGGAGAUUAUUGAAAAUCAUUCCGAGCUUUACAAGAAAAUGAAGCAGCCCUGUUUUCAGAAGUGUGUGAAUGACAUCCACUACAGUGCUGUGAAGGGAUACGUCACACAGAUAAUGAAGAAGAAUUAUUCUUGCAAAAACAGAAAACACGAGCGAGCGGCAGCAAAGAUAAAGGUUGAGUCGGAGGCUCUCCGGAGUCACUUUGAUGACAUGGGUACCACUUCGAAAUGGCUUCACUCCGCGGCACAGCAUCUCGGUGACAUCGUUGGAGUAAAGAACAAAAGGGACAUCAAGGAAACCAUCCAGCCUCUCGUUUCUGACUUCCCAGAUAUCAGCAAGGAACAUAUUUCUGCCGUUCUAUAUUUCCGAGGGAUCACAAAAGGCCCUGAAAAGCAAGCAAUACUCCGACGUUUACAAGAACUGAAGAGCUCACCUGAAGCGAAUGUGAACAGAAGCAGGUUACUUUUUGGUGCCAUCGUAGUCCCAAAGACUAACGCCUGUCUGUCUUUGACCUAAUGACCGUCAUCAUCUUCCUGUCCAAAUGCCGUCUGGCUAUGUAACCAUAUGUAUGUAUCUAAAACGUUAUAGACUUGUCGUUGAAACAUGUGUCUAAUUUUAACAUUUUUUAUGACGUUUGCAAUCAGUUGUUUCAUAUUGCAAUUGCUCAAAGGUGCUUUGCCGGGAUUUCAAGGGUUGCUGUUCUGUUCUAGUUGCCUGCUGUAGACAUAUGGAACACAGGCUUGAGAUGUUCCGUUUACUAACACGUAACUGUGGGAGCAGAGAUUCGUUUUUAGGAGUCUCUUCAGAAGUGGUCCCUUGAGGACAUUAGUUAGUAAAUGAUAAUUAACUUAGCAGGAACAGAGAACACACAGUAAGAAAUUAAGGAAGAAAUUACAUAUUGUAAAAAUGUAGUAUAACGUAUACUUUUAGGCUGCAUUUUCUUUUCUUGAAAUGCUAAAUGUAUGUAAAGGGAAAGAACAGUUAGUACAGUGUUUCUACUGUAAAGCAGAGAUGGAAUGAAUGUUAGCAUUGGCAUCACAAUCACGGCAGAUUAAAAUCUGUGCUCCAGACAGAAAGUGAUUUACAGAACAGUAAGUGUGACAGGAAAGAAAAAUCUAUGCAGAGAAUUCCACUGGAUCAUUCUGGAAAG